AUGGCCAGGUCCUACCAGAUUAAGAGCCAGCGACUCAAGUUGAGUGCUGUUGGACACGUGCUUUUGGCCUUUCUCGGUGUCUUUGUGCUACUCAGCCUGUUUUCUAAUCACCACAAAAUUGCAACCCCAGGGGCAUCUCAGCGUACCCCGACAAUAGGCAAGGUGACGAUGAUAUACGGGAGCCAUUCGAUCUACGAGAGAACUUUGGAGACGCACAAGGAGCACAGUCGGCGACUGGGCUACCCUCUUACGGUUCUGCGGAAUCCGAUACUGAAUGGCAUUUGGAACAAGCUCGCCAUUCUUCAGUCAGUCUUGCUCCGGGAACUGGAAAAGCCGGCCGAUCAGCGAUUGCAGUGGCUCUUUUGGUUCGACAGCGACACGGUGCUGAUGAAUCCUAACAUGCCGCUGGAGGCAUUUCUUCCCCCGCCGGAAUUGUCCAACAUGCACCUGUUGGCGAGCAGGGACUGGAAUGGGCUACACAGCGGGGACUUUUUCCUUCGCGUUCAUCCCUGGUCCGUGGAAUUGCUUUCUGCCGCCCUCGCCUACCCGGUUGUGAAGCCUAACGUCCAGCUUAUGUGGAUCGAGCAGUCCGCCAUCAACAAUGUCUUGGCCGAGAACGAGUACUUUGCUCGAUCGACCGUGUACUGCCCGCUCCGGUGGUUCAAUGCCUACAUGAGACAUCCAAACGGGGUAGAUCUCAACCCUGAUACUCCGCUGCAUCUCCAGGUGUCCCCUGGUGACCUCCUCGUUCACUUUCCGGGAACCCCAAAAGCCAAUUUGACGCAGAUCCUGACGCCGUAUCUUGAGAUAGCAGAAUCACAUAGUAGGGACUGGGAGGUCCCACUGGAGGAGACGAGGUAUAUAGACGAGACGAAAAGGUUCUGGGCGGACUUGCGUUUUGGCUCGUUCGGUCGGAUAACCUCUAUCCCUGAAACGAUCGGUGCAGAUGCUGCGAAAGGUAAUUAG
Molecule: messenger RNA, 966 nt
Organism: Aspergillus fischeri NRRL 181
Lineage: Eukaryota; Fungi; Ascomycota; Eurotiomycetes; Eurotiales; Aspergillaceae
Product: glycosyltransferase family 34 protein
Exons: 3
Coding region: 1-966 (321 amino acids)
Biological process (GO): protein N-linked glycosylation
Cellular component (GO): Golgi membrane
Molecular function (GO): glycosyltransferase activity
Source: RefSeq, a predicted model, not a curated record